CUUCUGGGAGAUCUACCGCUACAACAGAAGCCCGCGCUGCCUUCAACUGCAUUGCAACAACAGUCGCAAUUCAGUGCUUUAUCUGUGACGUCACCCUUCGCACUCCGCUUCAAAACCCACGAUACGUUCACGCCAUUGUGCGUCUGACUUUGACCGAGCACGAAGCCGCGUAAACAUUCGUCUGAUCAUGAAUUGCUGAUCAUGAUUGUGUACUGAUACUUGUGCUCUGAAGCCAUACCCCGCAGCGCAACACUUUUGGACUACAUCCGGCUGCGGGGAAGAGAUCCUUCUGUAUAAGAGCUCUAUAUCUUGUGAACACGUACGUGGUCGCACAUUCAAAAUGGCCCACAAUGCCUCUAAAACUGCAUUCAUUACAGGCGGUGCAAGUGGCAUUGGUCUCGCACUCACUACACGCCUACUCAGCGAAGGCUGGUAUGUCUUUGUUGCUGAUCGGGACAUCACGAAGCUACAAGAUACCGACAACCUCCGCGCCGUGCAAUGCGACACUUCAUCCUGGGACUCGCAAGUAGCGGCUUUCCGAAGAGCGAUCUACUGGCGAGCAUCUGGCGGAGGACGCAUCGACUUCGUGGCACCCAUCGCGGGUAUUGGCGAGCGCAAGUGGCUUCCAUUUCCAGAGGAGGGUUCGGCAGCAAAUCCUCAAGAAUUCACGAAGCCAGACUUGUCUGUUCUGGAUGUGGACCUUACUGGAGUGCUGUACACAGUAGCACUUGCGCUGCAGCAUUUCCGGCGCCACACUCGGACCAAAGACGGACUGUUGGGUCGGAUCGGACUCGUUGCAAGCGUGUGUGGCCUGUAUUGCGUGCCGAGUCUGCCAAUAUACACGGCUGCGAAGCAUGCUCUGAUUGGGUUGACACGCAGCUACGGGAAGCUGGUGGUGGAUGAGGGCAUUACCAUUAAUGCCAUUGCGCCGAACGUGGUUCAGACAAGUAUCAGCUCUCCAGUCUUCUACGAGAAGCUGGCCAAAGAGAAUCUCUUGACACCCAUGGAUGGGCUGGUGGAUGCUCUUAAGACGAUGCUCGAGAGCAAUUGCAGCGGAGAGGUGUUUGAGUGCGGACCAGCUGGUGGGUGGACGAAGAGAGAGGCUACAGAAUAUCUGGAUAAGAGGAGUGAGGAGAUAUGCAAUCUGCUCAAUGUAAGAGCUAGGCCCCUACACUACACUUCGUAG
Macroventuria anomochaeta is the source of this 1186-nucleotide messenger RNA. RefSeq names its product NAD(P)-binding protein. Gene Ontology annotation, cellular component: cytoplasm. The record is from RefSeq and is a predicted model, not a curated record. NCBI's taxonomy places the organism in Eukaryota, Fungi, Ascomycota, Dothideomycetes, Pleosporales, Didymellaceae. Bases 341 to 1186 code for a protein of 281 amino acids. Gene Ontology annotation, molecular function: oxidoreductase activity, acting on the CH-OH group of donors, NAD or NADP as acceptor. The transcript is spliced from 3 exons.